Hansenula ciferrii is the source of this 822-nucleotide messenger RNA. RefSeq names its product SUMO ligase MMS21 (gene MMS21). The record is from RefSeq and is a predicted model, not a curated record. Gene Ontology annotation, molecular function: zinc ion binding; SUMO ligase activity. Bases 1 to 822 code for a protein of 273 amino acids. The transcript has a single exon. Gene Ontology annotation, cellular component: Smc5-Smc6 complex; nucleus. Gene Ontology annotation, biological process: double-strand break repair via homologous recombination; protein sumoylation. NCBI's taxonomy places the organism in Eukaryota, Fungi, Ascomycota, Saccharomycetes, Phaffomycetales, Wickerhamomycetaceae.
AUGUCACAAGGUAUUGAACUACCCACUUACUUCCCAAUCUCAGAACAUGUUUUACCAGACUUUGAAGGAUUAAGAAGCAAUUCAAAUGCUUUGAAUGAAUUAAGAGAAACACAAUCUGAAAUUUUGAAAGCUGCUAAUACAUAUUUUGAAUCACUAUUCCCAGAGGACUCUAGUGUACAAUGGAAUGUUGAAGAAUCAGGAAAUGUUGAAAUCAUCAAGUCACUUUUGGAAUCUUUUGAAAAAUUGAGUAGAGCUCAACAACAAACUAAAUUUUACAACGAUGUAUUUGAGACAACUAGAUCUGCAGUGAGGAAUAGAGCCAGAAAUGAACCAGAGUUAUCAUUGAGAAACAUAGAUAUGUAUAAGAAGGCAGAUCCUGAUAAAAAAUCAUUUUCACAAUUAUUAGAAGAGAGAUUAUCAAACCCGCCAACUUUUAAAGUUAAUUCAAAUAAUCCAGAUUUUAUAUUUUUGAAAAAUGCGACCUUUGUUAUUGAUCAUCCAUUAGAUCCCUUACCGGAUGAAGAAGAAGAUGACGAUUUACAAAUUGGUGGUGGUAAAAUUGAUCUAAAAUGUCCAAUCUCAAUGAAUAUUUUUGAAUCUCCAAUGUUAAGUAAAAAAUGUUCACAUACAAUUGAUCAAAAGAGUCUUUUCGGUAUCUGGAAAUCACCUAACUCUACAGAAGAUUGUCCAAUUUUGGGUUGUUCCAAAACAUUAAGAAGAGCAGAUUUUGUUCCAGAUAGAUUGAUGGCUUUAAGAGUUAAAAGUUAUAAGGCGCAACAAGAGAGAUUGGAAAAUGCUGAGGAUUAUGAUAGGCUAGAAUAA